Messenger RNA from Hirsutella rhossiliensis, 2457 nucleotides. RefSeq names its product reverse transcriptase (RNA-dependent DNA polymerase) domain-containing protein. The record is from RefSeq and is a predicted model, not a curated record. The transcript has 3 exons. NCBI's taxonomy places the organism in Eukaryota, Fungi, Ascomycota, Sordariomycetes, Hypocreales, Ophiocordycipitaceae. Gene Ontology annotation, molecular function: catalytic activity. The coding region runs from base 1 to 2457 and encodes 818 amino acids.
AUGCAUCACCAUCAUCCCAACAAUCGAAGCGACAGGAGGGCCUUGCGAGUCUUCCAAGCCAACGUGGGCAAGAUCCCUCCGGCGCAUGACACUGCGCUCGCGCUGGCUGAUUCGGAGCGAUACGACAUUAUCCUGCUGCAGGAACCAUGGACAGGACUUAAAGACGGCCGAUGCCUCACCAAGACGCAUCCGGCCUACGACACAUUCUCACCCGUCACCGACUGGGACGGCCGCGACACUCGUCCGAGAGUCAUGACAUACGUCCGGCGCUCCGCAGGCCUCGUCACUGAUCAAAGGAGACCUACGGCGACCCGUGACAUUCUUUGGCUCACUGUGAGCGGUAUCACUAUAGUCAAUUUCUAUCGGCAGCCGAACUACGACGAGGCCCUAGAAACGCUGCUUCGGUGGACCGCGCCGGACAAGUGUCUUGUUGUUGCGGGUGAUUUCAAUGCCAAGCAUCCCAGCUGGCAGGCCGGUCGUCGAGAGGACCGCGGCGAAGAUAUAGCGUUUUGGGCAUUGGAUAAUCGACUCAGCUUACUGAAUCCUGUCGAUGUCCCGACCAACGCGCACGGCAACACGGUCGAUCUCGCCUUCUCGAAUAUACCCCUGGCCGACGCUGUUGUCGAGGACCAUUUACAUGUUCCGGCACCUCUUCCGAUAGGGAAGAUCCGUCUCAGCUCCGAUGAGGAAUUGAAGCGGUUCGUCGAGUUAGUAGAGGUCGGCGCCGCCGCCAUCCCAGUCACCACCGCAUCUCCAUCAGAGCUCGACGACCUUGCGUCGGCGCUUGUGAACCUUCUCGGGUGUGCAGCCAGAGCUGCUGGUCGACCUGCUCGCAAGACUACGCAUGGCGCGCUGUGGUGGACCGAAGAAUGCGCAAAGGCGGCGGCCAGUUACCGCGCAUGGAGGAGAGUUUACCCUCUCGGCUUCGACCGAGAAGUGCAGCUAGCCAAGAGGGAGUUUCAUAAGGUGGUGCGCCGGGCAAAACGCCUUUACUGGCGCGACUUGAUCGACAACUUCACCGACAGCGCCUCCGUGUUUAGGGCGGUCCGCUGGCUGAAAUCUCCAGGCUCGUUUCAAGCGCCUCCCCUGCAAGUAGAUGGACGAGUGUAUGAGACGCAGCUGGAAAAGGCCACCGCCUUACGACAGGCCACUCUGGAACGGCGCACAGCGAACGACGACAUCCCAGACCCGUGGGUUCCCGUGAAAGCAGGGACGACGAUACCGUUCGCCGAUCGGGUCUCUGUUGAGGAGACCCGCGAUGCCAUCUUACGCACCGGGAACACAUCUCCAGGCUCUGACAACAUCACGGUGCGGAUGCUACGCGCCGUCUGGCAUGCAAUCGGCAGCCUCGUCCACCAGCUGUAUCAAGGCUGCCUCAGCAUUGGCCACCAUCCGAAGCCCUUCCGAGGAGCAGAAGUGGUCAUGAUUGCCAAGCCGGGGCGCAGGGAUCUCUCUACACCCCGCGCCUGGCGCCCCAUCUCCCUUUUGUCCUGUCUCGGCAAGGGUCUCGAACGGCUCAUCGCACGGCGCCUAGCGUGGGCCUCGGUCCAUUUCGGCGUGUUGCACCCUCAACAAGCCGGCGCGCUUCCGAAGAGGUCGGCUGUGGAUCUUGUGGCUGCCUUGGUUCACGACAUCGAGGAGGCGUUCGCUCGCAAGCAAGUCGCGACAUUGGUGACCUUGGAUAUACAAGGCGCCUUUGACACAGUCCUACGCAACAGAUUGAUCCUUCGCUUACGGGAGCAAGGCUGGCCACCAAACCUCGCGCGCUGGGUCGGCUCGUUUAUGCAAGACAGGUCGGCACGCAUCCGCUACCAGGAUAUCGUAACGGAUUCAUCGCCACUCCAGUGCGGUCUGCCACAGGGAUCGCCAGUCUCUCCGAUCCUCUUCCUACUGUAUACGGAACCAAUCUACCGCCAGGGCAGCUCAAAAGGGCGUUUCGGCUAUGCGGACGACACUGCCAUUCUCUGCGUCGGCAAUAGCCUAGACGAGACGUCCGCCGAAGCAUCUCACCUCGUGGGUGAGCUUGUAUCGUGGGGCGCCGCCAACGGGAUCUCCUUCGACCCUGAGAAGACAGAAGUGAUGCACUUCUCUCGAACGACGCCCAAGACGGCGCCGUCAGUGCUCCAUGGCGAAUUUGAGAAACGGCCAGACCGAGCGAUGCGCUGGCUCGGCGUCUGGCUCGACAGCACACUGUCUUUCAAGAUUCAUGUCGAGAAAUGGACGGCCAAGGCACAAGCAGUCGCCUUCCAUCUCAGGAGACUGACAAACACCAAGCAUGGUCCUCUACCGAGCGAACCUAGACGGGCAGCCGGGCUGGACAAAGGCCAUCAUGGACAUGUCGGCGCCAGCAUUUUUCUGGCUGUCAAGAGGUUGCCGCGGGGAGGACGAGGUAUCGACGUUGAGCUGGGAGGCCGACAUCGUGAGAACAUGGCAGAUGUGGUCACCGUGGAAGUGUAA